AGAUAAGAUGCGUAUUUGCGUAAAUACGUUUUGAAAUUUACAAAAAACGCAUUUAAAAUCAAACCUACGCGUACUGAUACGCAUUGAAAAAACGGGAUACGUAUUUUACUCGAUUUAAGUGCGUAAUCCAAUUUUAUCGUAAAUCAAGCAAAUCCUUUUUGUAAUCGAGUACAACAAACAAAAUGGUGUCUCAUAAAAAAGGAAACGCAAACGAUAUCGUAAAAUAAUGCCAUUUUCUUCUUCAAGUAUAUUAGUGUGUGACAGGAGAUGACUCGGACAAUGCCUAUCGCUAAGCAUGUGACCUAUGAUAUAUAAUGGGUAAUUCAAAGCCAUUAAUGCAGCUGUAAAGAAGAGGAACAUAUCGAUUAUAUGAUCAUAAUGUCAGGAACAGGAUCAGGAUAUUCCACACCUGUAUCAGGGUUUAUGAAACUUCCUCCUAUUGUUACCAGUGAAUCAGACAGAGAGUUUCUGCGUGUGUUGAAUGAGUACAUCGAACUGGAACUUGGGAAGGUCAACCCUGAUGAUGAUGAGCAACGUUAUAUAGUAUAUAAGACAGCUUUCAACAAGAUUAUAGAGCAUGUAACUGCAUACCAACCACUGCUGACAACCAUCAAAAAGGAGUAUGAGGAAACCAUAGAAGCCAUAAAGAAGGCCCAGAGGGAGGCAACAUUUCUACAUGGAAAACUCAAGGCUAUGGCCUCAGAACCCUCCACUAUAAGAAACUACAGGAAGAGGGGAGAUGAACUUGAAGAGAGAGUAAAUAUAGUGAAGAAGGACAAUGAGAGAUUACACAAUCAGCUGAUUGAAUUGAAAGUGAGAAGAAUGGAGAAAGAGAAAAAGGAAAAAGAAAUAACUGAACCUCCGAAACGCGAGAUGAAGAAAGAUCAUAGACUCAUUCCAGGUUUAACCCUUGAGGAGAGUACAGAUAAGCAACUUCUACAGACAAAACUAGAGGAGCUUGACAGGCAACUGAAAGAACUGACAAUAAGUUUUAAGACCCGUUAUGUCCCUAAGACACGCAAGAUUGAGCUCAAGGAAAGUCUGGACAAUAAAGUGGCCCACAGGGACAUGUUGCUGAGACAAGGACAAUUUUAUAAGGCCAAGAGACAGAGACUGAAGGUAGCAUCAGAAGCAGCUCAGGCAUACAACAGAGAGAAACCCCCUCAUCAGACAGUUGGAGAUACUGUCAUGAUGGCCUUACAGUAUGCAGCUAUGCAGGCCAGGAAACAGAAGGAAGCAGAGGUAGCUGCCGAGAACCAGAACCAGUCAGAGGGCAUGGGGCCACAGCGAGAAGGGUCAGGGUUUGGAGAGGGCCCAUCUACAACAUCCACAUUUGAAGACGAUGACCCUAAUAAAGAAAAAGAGGCAGAAAUGAUGCUUGAAUACAUUGAGAAGUUUAAUGAAUUGUUUGAGGAUGGGAAGUAUGAAGAAGCAGCUAUUCAUGCUGCUAACAGUCCCAAGGGUAUACUAAGGACAUCAGCAACACUUGCAAAGUUUAGAGCUGCACCAAUGGAUUAUGACGAUGUGAAAGUACGUAUCAAUGGCCGCACGCCAUUACUGAUGUUUUGUGAUGCACUGAUGCCAUCAGCAGGAUCAGAAAAUGCUCGGCCAGAUGCACGUUUAUCCCUCGAGUGUGUCGAAUGUGCACUUUAUGAGAAUAGGCUGGAUCUUCUCUCACACUGGGUGGCUCAGAAAAGGUUGACAUUUACAGAGGAGAUGGGACAUAUGAUACACAAUCAUUGUAAAUGUCAGAUACCAUGUCGCUGUUCAGCUCAGGCAAUGGCACAGAAUGUCUUCAUCAAGUUGAAAAUGUACAAAGAAGCAAUUGUCUGCCUAUUGAAACAGGGAAGAGUAAGGGCUGGCCUGGACUUAGCCCGUCAGAGAUGUGACUUUACAAAGGAAGACUACAUAGAUUUGUUGCGGAGCAGUCCGUCCAUACAACUUCUUCAUGCGCUGGUUGAUAGGGACAACAGAGGAGAGCGCCCUCUGUCUAUUGGUUGUGUCAUUAUGAAUCUGAUGGAAGAAAAUAAGUUUGAGCUGGCUCUCCCUUUUAUACAAGAGAUGCAGCAUAAACCCUCAAAAGAUGAACCCCAUACUUCAGCAUUCCAUGCAGCUGUUCUAGAUGACCACGAGACCUCUGUACAUGACUGGAAUGAACUGGUCCAUAUCCUACAGGACCAGGGAUAUGGGGAGACAGCUAUGGGACUUCUGGCAGCUAUCACUGUCCUUCAGGCAAUGAAAAAUGCAAUCAGAACAAGUCAGGAGGAAUUUCAUAAUCUUGCUCAAUCUGAAAAUACAGAUGUUCUGUUUUAGACAAAUGUUUCAGCUAUCAUAAUUAUGCUCUCUUAAACAUUUCAGUUGACUUUCAACUGAAAUGGACUUAAAGAUCAUGGUGCAUAAUGGCAAGGUGGAUUUUGUUAAAUAUGCCUGUGGAGCUGUUCUCAUUUUAGUUUUUGAGACAAAUUAGUUGGAUAAAUAUUAUAACUCUUAUAUUCAGUGAGUUACUAGCAUAAAGUAAAAUAUUAGGAGGUAUUGUGCAGUUCUAUAGAUGUACAUCAAACGUGGCUAGAAGCGUCACUACAUUGACCUUUCUCAAGUUUGUUUAAAUGAUUUUAUCACAUUUGAUGUCGUGGGAGUGAAAUAAAGCCAUUACAUAAAUAUUAAAUUUGAUAAUACACGAGUAAUUAAGAAAUAAUAAAUCUCAUCCAGUGAUUUGUCGUUGAAUAAUAUCAUUGUUUGGAGUUCAGAUGCGAAUGAAUUAUAUCAUGAGGGCUGUGCCCGAGUGAUAUAAUAAUACGCAUCUGAACGACAAUGAUUUUAUUCAAGAGCAAAUCACUAAAUGAGAUAUAUUAUUUCGAUUCUAACACAUUACCAAGGAUUUUUAAGUACAUCCUUGAUGACGUCCGUCAAAUAUUUGCCUGUUUUUUGUUGGUUUCUUUUUCAAUGCGCCGCUAUGCUGUUUGACGCUAAGAUGUAAUGAUUGUGAAGUCAGAACAGUGAAUUGUUGUAAAAUAACACACAGCUUUCAGUCUUCUUUGUUUGAUAGGAAAAUGAUUCAAGUCAUGUUAGAAUAAAGCUUAGACGUUGACGUCGUUUAUAAUAUAGGAGACGUUGGGCGAAUUUACUUGGUCUAUAUAGGUAAAGAAAGAAGAAAUUUUGAUGUUUCAACAGGAAAAGCUUACAUGGGAUAAAAAGAAUAAUACAUUUGUGUCUUUCCACAUUGAAUUUAUUAGCUCACCUGUCACAUAGUGACAAGGUGAGCUUUUGUGAUCACCCUUCGUCCGUCAUCCAUCGUCAGUCCAUGCGUCAGUGCAUCCGUGCGUCAGUCAACAAUUUCUUGUCUGCACGAUAGUGGUUUUAUUUAUGAUUUUAUUUUAACCAAACUUGCACACAACUUGUAUCACCAUAAGAUCAUGGUUCCUUUCUUGAACUGGCCUGAUCCCAUUAUGGGUUCCAGAGUUAUGGCCCCUGAAAGGGCCAGAAUUAGCUAUUUUGACCUUGAUUGCACAAUAGCAGCUUCAUUUAUGAUUUUAUUUUAACCAAACUUGCACACAACUUGUAUCACCAUAAGAUCUUGGUUCCUUUCUUGAACUGGCGAGAUUCCAUUAUGGGUUCCAGAGUGAUGGCCCCUGAAAGGGCCAGAAUUAGCUAUUUUGACCUUGUCUGCACAAUAGCAGCUUCAUUUAUGAUUUGAAUUUAAUCAAACUUGCACAAAACUUGUGUCACCAUAAGAUCUCAGUUCCUUUCUUGAACCGGCCAGAUCCCAUAAUGGGUUCCAGAGUUAUGGCCCCUGAAAGGGCCAAAAUUAGCUAUUUUGACCUUGUCUGCACAAUAGCAGCUUCAUUUAUGAUUUGAAUUUAACCAAACUUGCACACAACUUGUAUCACCACAAGAUCUUGCUUCCUUUUUUCCUGGCCAGAUUCCUUCAUGGGUUCUGGAGUUAUGGCCCCUUGAAGGUCCAAAAUUGGUUAUUUUGGCUUUUGCAGCCAUAUAGAGACUUCAUUUAUUGUUUUAUUUGAUACAAACUUUCAAAAUAUCUUCAACAACAAUAAAUCUUGGAUUCCAUGACAAAUCAGAUCCAAUCAUAGGUUCCAGAGUUAUUUUAUAUCUGAUUACCUCCCCUGAUUGUAAUCAAAAUGGAUUUAUAUCAGUAAGUACUUAUAGGACUUAUUUGAAAUUUCAUUAUUGUUAUUAGUUGGACUGAGACAAUCAGGGUAGAUAACUAUGGACUGAUUUAUGUCAAAUUACCUCCCUUUAUUUCAAAUUAAAAUGGGUAUAUCUCCAUAACUAAUGAAGAUACUGAUCUGAAAUUUCAUUUAUGUCAACAGAUUUAUUUGGCAGAUCCUUCUUUUGUUCACCCACAAUAUUUAUUUUUUUAAUUACUUCCCUUUUACGUUACUAUAAAUAGCUUAUUUUUAGUAACUUUUUUAUUAUUAGCCGUAGGGAAAAACCGAGACCACUUUUCUGUGGUACAACAUGGAUGGUACCUCCAAUUUUUAGGUGUUUAUUGACAUAUCUAUACCUUGUAAGAAUUUUUUUUUCUUUUUGGUUAAAUUUCUUCCCAUUGUUGUUCCUGUCCUUUGGACUUAGAUAUUUUUUCUGAGGACCUUCUUGUCCUUAAGUGCAAUUAUAACAGGUGAGCGAUAUAGGGCCAUCAUGGCUCUCUUGUUAAACUUGUGAAUAAAAUUGAUAAAAUGCUCGGCAUAGCCUCACAUUUUAUUAUUUUAUUCAACUUGUUUAGUAAAUUCAAUAUGAAAAGACACUCGUGUAAAAUCCUUUACAUAAUUGGCUGACAUUACGGGGCUGCAAGAGCUGAAAAUAAUCUGUUUAUGUAUGAAACAUUAUCCAGAUUGUUAUCUUAAAAGCUUUUACCUGGUAUUUUAUGUUACUAGUAAUUACUGAGACCAGUGUUGAGAUGUGUCAUACUGUUCAAGGCUAUUUUUCUGAUUUUAUUGUUUAACAUGUUAGUAUUAUUAUCUAUCAUAUUUCUUUUUGGAUGUUUUUCAAAAGUUACCCUUCAGAAUGAAAAUUUAUCAGAAUAUAUUUUGAGAAUAUGAUGUGUAUUAUCAUCAUAAGGGUAGCAGAGAGUCAGAAUUUUAUUUAAGGCCAUAAAAAUGAGCCAAAUCCUAGUGGUUCAUUAUAAAAUGUAUUAAAUGUAUACAUGUGUUACGAGAUAAAACAAUGAUAACUUUCAUUAACAGUGAGUAUUCUUGAAAAGAUGUAUGUUCACUUGUUAAGGUUUUACCGAAAUAUUCCUUACUGUAUCAUGUUUGAUGUUAUAUGCUUCUCUUUAUUAUUGUCUGUGAUAUUAAAAGACUGAAAUUGUUAUCAAA
Molecule: messenger RNA, 5333 nt
Organism: Mercenaria mercenaria
Lineage: Eukaryota; Metazoa; Mollusca; Bivalvia; Venerida; Veneridae
Product: clathrin heavy chain linker domain-containing protein 1-like
Exons: 11
Coding region: 370-2313 (647 amino acids)
Source: RefSeq, a predicted model, not a curated record